Danaus plexippus (monarch butterfly) is the source of this 4331-nucleotide messenger RNA. RefSeq lists its product as uncharacterized. The transcript is spliced from 18 exons. The record is from RefSeq and is a predicted model, not a curated record. NCBI's taxonomy places the organism in Eukaryota, Metazoa, Arthropoda, Insecta, Lepidoptera, Nymphalidae. Gene Ontology annotation, biological process: regulation of DNA repair; nucleotide-sugar metabolic process; ATP generation from poly-ADP-D-ribose. Gene Ontology annotation, molecular function: poly(ADP-ribose) glycohydrolase activity. Gene Ontology annotation, cellular component: nucleus; cytoplasm. Bases 413 to 3136 code for a protein of 907 amino acids.
UCGGAUUAAACGCACGUCGCGUAUCCACGUUCCUAUAUGAACGCCGAGCAUUUAACCUACAAACUUUAUGCAGCCUUGCAAGAUUAUAACGGUUGUAGGUACUGUAAUGUGUUAUUGAGAUACAGUUACAAAUCUGUAGUGGUAGAAAUUUUAAUACUCGCCAAUGCACGAAAGCUGCUAAAAAUAGUCGGGGUUCGCGCGCUCGCGUCUCCCGCAACCGGCAAUCGUUUUCACUACGCACACUAUUUCUGUCUAUAGGAAACCAAUAUUAUAUAUACGAAAUAAUAUUGUUUAAAAUUUUUGUGGACAAUGAGAAAAGUGCGAAAAAAACAUCGAUAGUCGCGAAGCGGCAAACUUCGAUGCUACUGUGACUGCAGUUAUUGAGAUCACAUUAUAAAGCAAACGUUCAAAGAUGGCUCUCGUUAUGCUGCCCUGUGAUUUGCCAUGGUGGACGUCUGUACAACGCCACCUAAAACAUCUUCUCGUAGCAUCGUCUCCAGCGAAGUUAACGGCUAGCAUGUUAAAAAUUCAUGAUAUGUGCAAUAUAGGAAUAGAUCCAGACGAUGACGUAAAGGAUCCAGAGCUCAUGAAAGGAUUAGAACAAUUCUUGGACGAAGAAUUUUCUGGAGAGGAAAGAAGAAAUUUUCUCGAUAAUACAAUACGUAUAAUGGUGAAUAAGGCCAUACAUCUUAAACGAUGGCGUCCACCGAAGGGGCUUGUUUUUAGUUUGCAACAACAAAGCGAUUCAACUGAACUGGAUUAUAAUUUCCUGUCUUCGUUGGUUGCUCACGCAUUUUUUUCUACUUUUCCAAAACGUACGCUCAAAACACAUCCCACAUUGCAAGACUUCAAUUUUACGCAUUUUUUUAAAAAUCUACAUAGAAAAUCGCAAAGGAAUAAAUUAAAAAGCUUACUGCAUUACUUUGAAUGGUUGGACAAAAAUAGCAAUGAAGGAUCUAUUAAGUUAAGUAGACAGAUAAUGUCUUCAAAGCAGUGGCUAACCAUUGAAGACUGGCUGGAAUGCACGUUGCCUUUGUGUAAAUUACUUAUCCGCCACGAGGGUCGGCCGGAGCGCUGCGAGAGUGAUGACGCUCUGAGAGUGUGCUUCGCCUCCAGCAGGAUUGGUGGUGACGUGCUCAUAGAUGGAGAGUCACAGGAAUCACUCACAAUGUUUAUGAUGCCCGAACUUUUGCCGGCCAUGCUCUCUGUGGAGGCACUCGAAGAUAAUGAGGUAUUGAAAGUGGAAGGAGUCAGGAUGUUCAGCAGAAUAAGUGACCAGCGACAAAAGAACCACAUUGAAUUCCUAGAGAAACCGAAAACGGUGACAAUAUGUCUGAUGGACGCCGAGGAUUACAGCGCUUUGCCUCUUGGCCAGUGGGAAGAAGACAAUGUGCUGCGAGAACUGAACAAGUGUCUUUUAGCAUUCCAGCAGUCGCCAACGAAAAGUCAAGAGAAUCAGAAGGCUGAGAGACGACUUUCGCCUAUAGGAGAAUCCUUUAAUCAGACUCCACCAGAAGUUGAAACGACUGUCAUGAUAAAACAGGCAUCGUCUUCGAGCACCAUCAACAGCAUAAACAGCAGAAGCCCUUCACCUCAGAACUAUAACGUGGCAUCGCUUAACCUAAAUGACCCUAGCAUGGAACUACAGAAACGCAAAUGCUGGCUGUCCCCUGACGCGGGCACAUUGAACAAUCGCCGCGGGCGUUUCAUAGUUCUGGGUUCAUCCGGGGAAUGUCUUCCGGUGACGAGAUCCUCCGGCCACGAGGAUCUCCAGCAGGAAGACAGCUUAUACUCCAGCUGUAACUCCAGCGACGACGAGUACCACAGCGCUAACGAUAGCUUCGAUUACGGCAGCGAGGAUGAGGGUAGGGGUGAAAGCGCGCGUCCGAAUUCAUUCCAAUACUCAAAAGAUCUAUCGACAGAGGAGAGACGGAUGAGUUUCGCUGAUAGACUUCGGGAGGCUCUUCGCAGGGAAGCUGAGACGUCUUGCACGACCAGCACCACUGGAGACUGGUCUACUGAUAGUUCCAGUUACGCUGUCGGUAUCAGCAUUUCUGGUGCUGAGGUUAACGAUAACGACAUAAGAGUAAAACGAGGUGGUUCCGUUGGUUUCGUGCUGACGGAGAAAGAAACAGUAGAGAAUGGGAACGAGCCCCCCAAGCGACUUCUGUCUAGGAAAGAAACUGGGAAUAGCUCGAAAUACAGUUUCAGUACGGAAUAUUCUUCGGAGCUUGAGGAAGUCUACGAACAGUUCAACCAGUGGCUGAACGACCCGAUAUUACAAAAUGAUAACAACGAAAACAAAACCAAGGAAUUGGACCCCCGAGAUCUGGCAGUAAUAAGAUUCGCAGGAUCGUUACUAAAGCGCACCCUGAGCGAGUCCAUGGCUAGCGGGACGUGCGCCGACGCUUGCGAGCUGUACGGGCGCGACGUCCGCGAGCGCGCGCCCCCGCGCCGCCUCGCGCACGCCGCCAGGUCGUUAUCCUUGGAACUCGCUAAACAUCGGCACAGACUCGCCGCGCAUUUGAAACGUAAAGUAAAAGAAUCGAUACUAGAAGAUAUAUUAGAGAAUGAACUAGUGCGAAGCGAUAAAGACGAUAAUUUGAGCGAGGGUAGGACGAAGUCCCUGGGCUCGUCCACUGAGACUUGUUCAACACAACUGUCAAAUCCGGACGUGAGAAAGAAAAAACUUAAUUGGGUAGUAAAUAUGAUAGUUGAAACCAUUGAAGAAACUGUCGAAUGUGAGCCGGUGACGAUAAAAAUUAAGAAACCAAAGCUAAACCAACUAGCGUAUAAGAUUGUAUCAGGCGGGUCGUGUCGUCCCGUAGCUACCGGUAAUUGGGGCUGCGGAAGACGUCAGCGAGGUCACCCUCAGUUGAAGCUGCUGCUGCAAUGGCUAGCGGCCAGCGUGGCGGGAGUACCGGCAUUAUUUUAUUACACUUUCGGAAAUGAAAAAUUAUUUAAGCUGGACACACUGGUCCGUGUGCUCACUGACAGGAAGUGGACAGUGGGACAAUUAGCAAGAGCCGUGUUAAAGUUCGCCCGUCAGACCCUACACGAACCACACGUCAUACCGAACAAUCAUUCACUCUUCGAUGAACUGAUCGGGAUCGAGAAAACCGCCGACGAUUAUUAAAAUUUCAAACAUUACAAAAGUUCACUUCCCAACACUAUUAUAUACACUUUAGCCGGACUCUCAACUUGAAAGGGCAAAUAAUUAAAAAAAUAACAUAAUCUAUGUACUUUGCAUGCCUUUAACUCUACCCUAAAUAAUAUAAUUUGAAAGAAAAACAUUUAUUAUUAUAUCGGAGUCAUAGUUCUAAACGAACUUAAAAUAAUCUAAUAUCUACGUAAAGAUUACAUAUGUAUAGAACAUGUGAAUAAUUAUAUACAGAAACAGUUUAAUAUGAAAACAAGCGAAUGUACAUUAGAAAUAUUUAAUAAAUUAACCUUUAUAAAAAAUAGCAUACCAUUGUAAUAUAUAUUAUUUACAAAGCUCAAUACAUGUUUCGAUGCAUUUAUUUCAUUUCAAAUUUCAAUAUUUCAUUCUAAUAUAAUAAUAAUCAGAACGUUUACAAAGUCACAAAUUACGACACUAGGUUACUCGUAAAGAUAUCUAAGAUACUGAUGAUUACAACUUAAAUGUCCUGGCUGAUUGAUUUGCGGGCGCCCACAUAAUAAAAAAAAAAUUAAUAACUGAAGAAUUUGGGAGAAUAAUUUGAAAAACGGGCUGAGCUUGAAACGUCAGCCGGAGAUGGUGUCUUAAUAAUAAUAAUGAACUUAAUUUUAGUAUUUAUUCAAAAAUAAUAAAUAGGAUGUGAUCAUGGCAGCUGUGGAUUACUUAUACUGUUUACGAAAUUUGUAGAAUUAAAUGAGACGCUUAAAAGCAAUAAAUUAAUGGGAGAAUUUAAUUGAAUAUUUUUGUACAAAGUAUCGGUACAAUUGUGUGUUUCUAUUUAUAUUGUAGGAUUUUUAUGACGUUGUUUAAUAAAAUGAUCUUGUAAAAAAAUGCUAUUAAUAAAACAUUUUAAUACGUAAGCGUUCAGAUAGUGACAUUUAUUGUAUGUACACAUAACUUUACAACCGUUGAGAAACUGAAAAAAACAAUAUAAAAAAAUGUAAGCUAUCGUCACAUGUAAAUAGGCCACGUUUUUCUUAAAUAAAGCUGUAGGUUCACUAACACGCUAUAUUCAUUAACAAUCAAUAAAUACAGGACAUCUCAAAAGGUCUUCCAUAGCAUGAAUCUCAAUGUGUCCAAAAGUUUGUUAAUUUUGUGUAAUUAACUAAAAUAAUCAAAUUAUGAUAUCUAUAAAUAUAUUAUGAUGUCACUA